AUGGCUACUGGCUACCGGGGUGCUGGGGCUCGGCCAGCCUCGGCCAGUCUGGGAGGCACCCCCAGGACCCCCACUGAGUCAGCCCACUUCAGCCAGCCCACCCAGCGCCCGCAGGGGCCCCCUGGCAUCUCACAGGACACCAAGGUGGUGAGUCCCGAGGGAGCCCAGCCCCACUUCUCAAAGGGCCUGCUGCUCUCAGCCUCGAUCCUGGCCCUCUGGGUCCCCCAAGGCUCCUGGGCCGCCCUCUGCAUCCAGAAGAUUCCAGAGCAUCCUCAAAAGAACCAGGACCUUCUCCUGUCUGUCCAGGGCAUCCCGGACACCUUUCAGGACCUCAACUGGUACCUAGGGGAGGAGGCCUAUGGUGGCACCAUGUUAUUCACCUACAUCCUGGACCUUCAGCGUCCCCAGAGGGACGGCAGUGCCAUGGGGCAGCGCGACAUCGUCGGCUUCCCCAGCGGCUCCAUGCUGCUGCAUCGCGUCCAGCCCACCGACAGCGGCACCUACCAGGUGGCUGUCACCAUCAAUCCUGCCUGGACCAUGAGGGCCAAGACCAAGGUCCAGGUGGACGAGAAGCAUGAGGAGCUGCCCGUUACAUACCUGCCCAUGAGCGCUGGCAUCUUGGCUGCCGUCAUUAUUGGAUCCCUUGCUGCCGGAUCUCUCUUCGUCGGGAGCGUGGCCCACCUCCUGUUAACAAGAAGCUGGAGGGGCCAGAGCCACAGAAUGCCUGCUCCAGGAGGCCAGGGCUCCUUGUCGGUCUUGUUCCCAGCUGUGUCCCCGGUGGCUUCAACGGCGCCCAACCCACGGAUGACACCCCCAGAGAAGCCAGAGGUGCGCCCCGAUCACGAUGCCGGUGACGAAAACAUCUACGAAGUGAUCCUCCUGGUGUCCCCCCUCAGUGACACGGGGUCUAGGAACACCACCGUGGUGAGCCCCCACCCCAUCCCCCCAAAUGGCCACUACCAGGACCUGCUGAACCCCGACCCUGCUCCUUACUGCCAGCUCAUGCCAAGGCCCUGAAGGGGCCCCAGAAAGGAAGGGCGAAAGCCUCAGCCCUCCCCUGGGGCCUGGCGCACGCAGAAAAGCCAUACCGGAGACCCCGCAGGGGCCAUGGGCCAACGAGGUGGACUCACACGAAGACUUGGGCACGUGUCCUGGGCCGGGUGCAAGAGAUCAUGACGGAUCUUGGACCCUCUGAGUAUACAAGCCACCCCUCAGUUCUGGUCCUUCCACGGCCUGGGCCACGUGCCCGCGAAAGGCAGGCUCUUUCUUUCUCCCAACACAAGGUCCCCUUCGCCGACCCCCUGCACCCCCCUGCCCCCCUGGUCCCCCCUUGCCACUGGAUCCUUGGGGGUGGGGAGAGAGGUCUCGGCCUGCCUCUAGCCAGGCCUGUAGCCAGACCUCACAGGCGCCUACUUGGCCCGGCUUCUGUCAGCUCACACCGCCCCACCCCUGCUCCCUCGUUGUCCUUGGAGCCCCUUCCCUACCACACAGGCCCGAAGGAUAAGGCACAUGGCAGGGAGGGCUGGCCUCACAGGCUAUGGCCCCGACGGCAGGCCUGGUCAGUUACCGGGGAGACCCCUUUCCUGCUCAGUCAGCAGGGGACCCAGCCCCUCUCAGCACUCAGUCUUUCAGAACCUGUGGCCAUUUUCUGCCCAUUGCCCAUCCCCCUGCUCCCAGCCUGACUCUCACCAAGGCCUCCUCUACCCGCACCCGACCCGGCUCCCAGAUGUGGGCCCAGUCUGUAGCCCCUUAAUUUAUUCAUCGGUUCAGCAAUAAA
Messenger RNA from Suricata suricatta (meerkat), 1777 nucleotides. It is a transcript of the gene CEACAM19, whose product is annotated as carcinoembryonic antigen related cell adhesion molecule 19. The record is from RefSeq and is a predicted model, not a curated record. NCBI's taxonomy places the organism in Eukaryota, Metazoa, Chordata, Mammalia, Carnivora, Herpestidae. Bases 1 to 1017 code for a protein of 338 amino acids. The transcript is spliced from 9 exons.